Molecule: messenger RNA, 2663 nt
Organism: Sycon ciliatum
Lineage: Eukaryota; Metazoa; Porifera; Calcarea; Leucosolenida; Sycettidae
Product: lysophosphatidylcholine acyltransferase 1-like
Exons: 1
Coding region: 570-2027 (485 amino acids)
Cellular component (GO): endoplasmic reticulum
Molecular function (GO): lysophosphatidic acid acyltransferase activity
Source: RefSeq, a predicted model, not a curated record
ACCAGUAAACUAGUUACUUUCGUCACUUCCAAGUAACACGUUAUUUUAUUACUGUCGUUAGUUCCAGCAGCUGCCAGCGUAGCGGAGCACUUCUUCUAUUUCGCAAUCCAUACCAGUGCUAGUACUAGUACAGUGAUGAGUCGAGGAGGCACGCAACUCGCGAGCAAGUGGGAAAAUCGCGAUGCUCCAACGAACUGCGUGAUACGUUUGUGCGCGUCUUUCUCGACUUCUCAUUCAUUUCCUUUUCGGGGGAACGAAAAUAACUGUGGAUGUCAGUGUUCCCAUUCGCUAUGGUUCAUUUGUUAGUUUGUACUUGUAACGCGAUCGCAGGUUAUCGGUCAGUCUUGAACACAACUAACAAAUUACUUUCAUAACUGGUCAAAUGAGAACCGUCGAAGUCCUUACUUACAGUUAGUUACAGUAACUGUUACAUGUGCCACUUCCUGGGACCUUCAUAGUGCGCUGCAGUGGCGCAGGGUGCGGCGACUCUUCCGCUGUCCACACACGUCCGGUGUCGUGCACCGACGUCGCCGUCCUGUGAAGCAGGAAGUCGACCAGCCGCGUCGGACAUGGCGCGGGGUGUUCGCCGGCUGCCAGAGCCUGCGAAGAGUGGAAAUCCGUUUGUACAUCGGAUAGACUACACCAUAUGGAUGUACGUCAAGCUGUUUGCAGGUGUCCUGCUGCUGUUGCCUAUCCGCCUGCUACUGACGCCCGUGUUCAUGCUGGCGUUGUACGUAUGUGUUCGCCUCUCCAGCAGUGGCUGGAAACCAGGCCAGCACAUGCAGCCGUGGCAGAAGUACAUCGUCACGACCAUUGCCCCGCCAAUUGUACGACUCUGGGUGUUCUGCGCAUUCGGUUUCUAUCAUGUGCCGGUCAAGGGCAGGCGUGCCAGUGCAGCUGAGGCACCCAUCACAGUAGUUGCCCCACACUCGUGUAUCAUGGAGACAUGGAUGGUAAUGCUGUUCACGUACGGCAUGGUGAUUUCUCGAGUGGAGAAUCAGAACUUCCUCUAUGUCAGCAGUUGCAUCAAAGCGUGCGAGCCUAUUUGGGUAGGUGGCAGUGUCCGGGGGGGCAGCACGGUCGAGGAGAUGACAAAGCGCAUCACCUCGCCUGGCCGCUGGCUGCCAAUCGUUAUCUUUCCCGAAGGCACAACGCACAACGCUGAUGCCUUGCUGAGCUUCAAGACCGGCGCCUUCCAACCAGGCUAUCCUGUGCAGCCAGUGAUAUUUCGCUUUGGCAAGCCGCAGGUUGGAGUGUGGGGUAACCAUGGAAACACUGUGCCAAAGAUAGUUCUGCUGCUGAUGUGCCAGUGGCACAACACGUUUGAAGUUGAGUAUCUGCCUGUGUACCGUCCGUCUGAAGAAGAACGCCAGGAUGCUCGGUUGUACUCGCGGAAUGUGCGUGCUGUCAUGACCAAAGCUGCUGACCUGCCAUGUAUGGACUAUUCGCGAGAGGAGCUGUCGCUGAUGGAGAAAGUCCAUGGAGCAGGUUUGCCACUGGAUGCGGCCUUGAUUGAAUACGACCUAAUCAACAGGCUCUUUGGUGUGCGCUUGCCUGCCCUCCAGGUGGUCUUGGAGCGCUUCAUUCAAAUGAACACAAGCAAGAGUGGUGUUGUCAGCAGCAACGAGUUCAUGAUGCAUCUUGCCUGGCCAAUUCGUGAACACGCUCUUCUUCUCUUUAAGGAGUAUGACACUUGUUCUGAUGGCCGUGAGGAGCUGAGAUAUCGAGAGUAUGUUGUAGGAACACUGGAUUUGGCAACGAAAGUUCCGAAUGCUGCACAGGUCGUUUCAGAUGCAUUUGAAGCAUUGUCGGAUGGUCAGGAUCAGCUCUCUACGACUGGAAUUCUAGAUGCAAUGCACAGGCGUGGCUUUAGUGAUGUGUCAACAGACAGCGUUGAACGCUUUCUGUACAAGAUGUCCCAGAGCUCGGAUCUGUCUGUAAGUGGAUUUGCUUCCUAUGUAGAGUCGAAUCCUGACCUGAACAUUCUUCUGGUUUGGUACCUGCGUGGGACUGCUACAGAUGUCUAAUCGAUGAAACACACUGGAAACUGGACUCUGUGCGGUGGCACGUGCUCUCUUGCCUACUACAUGUAUCACUAUUUCCAACAUUGGAGCUGUCCGCCAAGGAGUUAAUGCGGAUCCCUUUGUUGUGCUCGAUUUUCUGGACGUUCUAUUGAUAUAGCUGGCCAAGAUUGUCACUUAUGGUCAUUUAGUUUGUCUCGGUUCGUUUUUUCGUUUUGUUGAAAGUCAAGUUUCUGCAUGAGUGGCUGUUUCAACUUCCUUUUUCUUCUUCUUCUCCUAACUCCCAACCCAAUCUGUGCACAGAACGUUUAGAGGGUGCGAUUCUCAGUUGCCACUGUCCAUUAAAGUUUUUGUUAUCCAGCAGGUGUUGCCACUCAGAGUCCCAUCGCUUUGCACUCAAUCAGACUUUGCAGCAGCCAACCCCCCUCAUUAUUUUGGUAUUGAUUUAGCCGGCGGUUACUUUGCCAACUGGUGAAAUGCUGUAUAUUGUGAAGUAGAGGUCAUGCGAAUUAUUUCAUGGGGUGAUUUAGCGGAUUUUCUAUCGGGCGCCAAGUUUGCAGCGUGAGUUGCAAGUGCAGCGCUGUGCCGCGAGCCCGCCACAGCAUUUCAACUGAUGAUGUAAUUGUUUAAAAUCUCUCUAUA